Molecule: messenger RNA, 223 nt
Organism: Ceraceosorus bombacis
Lineage: Eukaryota; Fungi; Basidiomycota; Exobasidiomycetes; Ceraceosorales; Ceraceosoraceae
Source: the annotation of a GenBank genome assembly
AUGGCAGGGCCCAAUUUGGAGCUGUUCAAAUUCGGUUUGUACCUCUUCUUCCCUCUUGCUGUCAUGGUGCACUAUGGAGAUCCUCAGUGGUACGCUGAUCAUGUCAGACCCGUGAGUAGCCUCUGAGCUUGUCCGGCGCAAAACCACUUGCCACCCGCAAAGCAUUCGAGAUGCCGGGGCGGCGUGUAUCAUGCUCAGAGGUCGUCAAAACGGCGCACACUAG